Pyrenophora tritici-repentis Pt-1C-BFP is the source of this 1479-nucleotide messenger RNA. Its product is annotated as Abhydrolase-3 multi-domain protein. The record is from RefSeq and is a predicted model, not a curated record. Gene Ontology annotation, molecular function: hydrolase activity. Lineage: Eukaryota; Fungi; Ascomycota; Dothideomycetes; Pleosporales; Pleosporaceae.
AUGAGCAGCUAUUGGCACUCGAUUGCCUACUUUUCUCGCCUCCCAUUUCACGUCCAAUGGAGGACCGCGCUUGUACAGCUUCCGCGAUGGGUUCCGCUUUCCAUUUUGCACAUCACAUCGCCCAAGGGACCGCAUCCAUUCCUCAUGUCGCUACCGAGUAGGAAAGGUAACCUCAUCUACGUAUACGUUUUCGUGCCACCGAAACCUGUCGAUCUGGAAGAAAACGGCGACGAGGAGCGAAAGCGGACUGGAGAAUGGCAUACACCAGUGGUGCUAGAUGCGCAUGGAGGUGGAUUCAUCAUGGGCAGCCCCUUGGAGCAGGCGCCAUAUGCGUCGAUGAUGUCGCGCGAGCUUGGUGCUGUAGUCAUUAGCGUGUCGUACCGUAUUGGCCCAUUCCACCAGUUUCCCGCCGCGAUACACGAUAUGGAGGAUGUACUAUCAGCCAUACUGGACACAAGCGGAGUUUCCGAAGCAGGAAAGGUCUUGCGGGAAGAGAUACAGCGGUACUACUCGAUAGUUCGGUCUGAUGCGCUCGAGAAGGAGCAGAAGAAGAAGGAAACUGCAGCUCAACACUUCAAGGACGUCGAGACCAUCACCCUUGAUCCUACGCGUCUUGCCAUUUCUGGCUUCUCCGCAGGCGGAAACAUUGCGUUGAAUCUGGCUAUAUCUGUGCCGCCUUGUCCUGAGCUUGGCAGUAUGUCACCCACCAUGGGUCGUCGUUUGGGUUCGAUUGACCAUGCCCAGGCGGACAGUAUGUCGCCUACCAUGCCGCAGAACCGUAGAGCUACAAUUCUGGACGACCCUUUUGAAUCAUGGCCUAGUCUACUUCCUCCUCCUCAAGCGCAGCCGCGAAUGCUGCCAUUGUUGCUAUUUUACCCUUCCUUGGACGCGCGAUUGCUACCACAUGAGCGCCCAAUGAAACCCAUGCCCAAUGCCCUCAAUGAAGACGAUCAUCAUACCGAGAAACCGAGAACACCAGGCUUAUUCUCCAUCAUGGGACCUACAUAUCUACCGAAGAGAUUGCGAUCUCAUCCGCGAGCUAGCCCUGGUCUAAACGAUCCCAUCUAUAUCCAGAAAAACGCUGCCAUCUUUCUGGUUCUACCCGAAAAAGACACAUUGGCAGUUCAAAGCGAUGUCUGGGUGGACAGGAUGAACAACAACGACUGGAAUGGGCCUGUCCGUUUCGGCGACGGAAGAGAAGGUGACUGGGACGGCCACAGUGGCGGACAAGCUGGUUCAUCCAAGGAACCCAGUUCGCAAAACGGCGGUCUCGAGGUCUGGCACGCCCCAGGGUGCAGACACGGCUGGACACAAUUUCCAGAUAAAUUUGUACCGCAGCAUGAGAGGAGCGAGAGGGAGCUUGUCUUUGCGCGUACACUGGAUUUUGUAAGAGAGAAUUGGAAAAAGGAGUUGGAUAUUUCAAAGAGACAGAUGGGGAAUCAGAUACAGGAGCUGACGCCGUUGCAACUGCCUGAGUAA